This is a messenger RNA of Numida meleagris (helmeted guineafowl), 3629 nucleotides long. RefSeq names its product vaccinia related kinase 2 (gene VRK2). Gene Ontology annotation, molecular function: ATP binding; protein serine/threonine kinase activity. The record is from RefSeq and is a predicted model, not a curated record. Lineage: Eukaryota; Metazoa; Chordata; Aves; Galliformes; Numididae. Gene Ontology annotation, biological process: peptidyl-serine phosphorylation; signal transduction. The transcript is spliced from 13 exons. Gene Ontology annotation, cellular component: cytoplasm; nucleus. Bases 182 to 1645 code for a protein of 487 amino acids.
CGAGAACGAGCGUGCUGGCCGUUAGCAGCCCGGCUGAGGGGAGCCCGCGGCUGACGGGGCUCGGCGCUUCCGUAGCGGCCGCGGAGAGCUGGGCCCCUUCCUCGGGCCCAGCCGGCAAAGGAUCUCGCUUUUUUGGAGGAAAGUCAGCUUUUUUUCUUUCCUCUCAUCCGCUCAAGGUGCGAUGCCGCCCAAGGAGCGCGGCAGGGGCAAGCUGCCUGUUCCUCUCCCGAGAGACAUGAUCCUGAAGGACACCGAGGGAAAAGUGUGGAGGCUGGGCAGCCAGAUUGGCCAGGGCGGGUUUGGCCUGAUCUACUUAGCUUCCCCUCAUACUCACGUUCCAGUAGAAGAUGAUGCAACGCAUGUAAUUAAAGUGGAGUAUCUUGAAAAUGGCCCCUUAUUCUCUGAACUGAAAUUUUACCAAAGAGCUGCAAAACAAGAGCAAAUAAGAAAAUGGAUGAAUCUCAAAAAAAUAAGAUGCUUAGGAAUCCCAGUGUUUUGGGGAUCAGGCUUGGCUGAGCACAAGGGAAAAAGCUAUAGAUUCAUGGUCAUGGAGAGACUGGGGGAAGACCUUCAAAGAAUCUUUCAAGACUGUGGAAGCAGAUUUAAGAAGGAGACUGUUCUGCAGCUUGGGGCACGAAUGUUGGAUACCCUGGAAUAUAUACAUGAAAAUGAGUAUGUUCAUGGUGACAUUAAAGCAGCAAAUCUGCUUUUGGGCUACACCAAUUCGCAUGAGGUUUAUCUUGCAGAUUAUGGACUUUCCUACAGAUAUUGUCCCAAUGGGAACCACAAACAGUAUCAGGAAAAUCCUAGGAAGGGCCAUAAUGGGACAAUAGAGUUUACCAGCAUAGAUGCCCACAAGGGAGUAGCCCCGUCCAGACGAGGUGACCUUGAAAUCCUUGGCUACUGCAUGCUGCAAUGGUUAUGUGGGAAACUGCCCUGGGAGCACAACCUGAAGGACCCCGUAGCUGUCCAGACUGCAAAAACAAAACUUAUGGAUGAGCUCCCAGAUUCGGUGAUGGAAUGGAAUUCUUCUGGAAGCAGCUGCAGUGAACUGUCCAAGUUUUUGGUGCGUGUUUAUGGCUUAGCUUACGAUGAGAAGCCAAAGUACCAAGAGCUUAAGAAAAUCUUGCUGGAUGGACUAGAGUUGAGCGGAACUCGCUACGAUGGCCCGCUGGAAUUUUCCACUGCAGGACGCCCGCAGAAUCACUGUGCCGCUAAAGCGUCAAAAGUUUCCUUACCAAAGCCUGUGCCAAAACCAGCUCCGCAGAAGCAAAAAAAGAAGGAAAGUGAGGAAAACAUCUGUGAAAACAAGGCCCGGACCGGAGCAACAGGCAGACUGCUCCACAGUGAAGAGAAGCCAAGUCACUUCAGCUGGACGCUUCCCCAAACAGAGCCUCAGCAGGUUCACUUACCAAAGCCUUCACCAAACGCAGUGAAACAGAAGCAAAAGAUGAAAGAGGACGCCUCUAAGCACCCAGGCAGGCCCCAACCUCAGAUAACGCACAGGAAAUCCCACGCCGAAGAGAAGCCAAUGAAACUGAACAGCACCAUUCAGGAGAACAGCCCACAGCAGUCUGCUGAUCACUGCCUGGAGACUCCAGUACAAGCUAGGAGAGUGAAGCAGAAAAAGCACAGCUGUACCUGAGAGCAUCAGGCAGUGAAGUGGUGAGCAGAACGAUGUUUGGAGAUGUCUUGGCUGGUAGCAACGCAGUCAGAUUCUGAAAGGUCUCUGGAGUUGUGACACAACACAACUUUUUUCCCUCUGGAGAUGCUGAGUGCUACUUCAUAAUCCUCAAAUGUAACCUUUUAAAGAUACUGGCAAAUAAAAAGAAGUAGUGCCCACCCAAUCUCUUUUCCUCCUGUAUGUUUUGUAUGAAGGCUACUUUUACUUCAGAAAGCAGCAGAUAUGGGAGGAGCCACAUUUGGUUUUCCCACAUGACACUGGGGGGAGGAAAGUGCUGGUGUCCUCAUAACAUCCCCUGUUCACUUGAACAACUGGACUGUGGAGCUUGACACCAGAGUUGUGUUUCCCUCUUCUUUGUGGGAAGAAAGUGCAUUUUAAAUAACUGCAUCUGAUCACGAGUCUCAUAUUUGGUGUAUACAUUUGCCUUGAUUUCUCUAUUCUGAAAGAGAAGCUGCUGUUGCAGUAUAAUAAUGGUGCAUUGCUGUAGAAUGGUUUUGUAGCUCUCACUGAAUUUAGUGCUUAAAAUGAUACAAGACACUCUACUCACGUGAGGAACUGGGCAUGGAGAAAAGGGCAGGACUGCCUUAGUUUCAUACUUCAGACUUCCUCUUAAUUUCUUUCAUGGAAUUUAGGAGAUGAGUACAGAAAGCUGUAUUCCAUAGUAGUGAGGUUAGGAAACUUCAGAAGGAUGCUUCAUGUACAAGGGUGGGGGAGGGGGAAAACAGUGGCUAAUGCAGGAACUGGAGUGAUGAGGGGCAGUGUGUGUCAAGGGAUCUCCAGAGAGCAAUGCCAAACCCUUUACAGUGAGGCAGGGGCCUGGAGUAGCUAACUAACUGCAGGCACCUUGCUUCAGGGCAAGGAGAGAAUGGUCACGCUGCUGCUGGUACUGGUAAGAGAUGAUGCAGUGUAAGGUCUACAGACAGAGCUUGGUGGAAAAGUUCUCUCUCUGUGGUUUACCUUCUGAGGGAAGUACAUUCAGAAAAACAUCAUAGGGCUGGGACAGUGACAAAAAGGGAAGAAAGGGAAGUGGGUCUGCUUUGGAUGGUACUGCUGGAAAGCUGUUAGAUAUCAACAAAAAGGAGAAACAGUUCUGUGUCACGAGGGGACAAAAAGAGUAGGAGGGUUGUGAGAGACAGGACAUCUGGGAAACAGAGAGGGUGGAAGGCAGAAAUAAUGUCUAGAAAGGAAUAUGGAAGUGAUAAAAUACAGAAGAACGAAAAACUUAAGGGCUACCUUUAUGUGGGACAUCAUAGUUCUCUUCCUAUCAGAUGGGGCCCAGCUUUUAUCAAAGGUAAAAACAGACAUGUCUGUCAUUAAUUUGAAAGAGAAAGAAGGCAGCUGAUAAUGAAGACAUGAAAUUUCUACUAGAAGAAAGAGUUUAGAUUAUGAGUAUUUACUCAGAAAACUAUAGUGCUAGGGUUAAAACACCAAUAUAUUCACAAAAAAUUACAUAUUGUGAAUGCAUAUAAGUUUUUUUUUUAAGGGACAGUGAAAAAUAUGGUUAGCAUGAACUUUGAAGUUCAUUUGAGAAACAAAAUGAUAGUGUUUGGGGACUCAUUUCAGGGAUAAAGAGCAAAAGAGUAAGCUAAGGAUGCCAUUGCUUCUGGAGACCUAAAAAACCAGCUGCCCUGCCCAACGAGAAAGAAGAAGAUGGUAGCAUGAGAAUUCUGCUCUGUGUGAUAAAUCAGAAGUCAGCAUUACUGUAAAAUGCAAAAAGUUACAUGAGUUGAAGCAGCACAUCGGACUUGAGAUGAUUGUCUAGGUUUCCAGGCUUUAUUCAGAAGAAUACUGUGAAGACUUGAAUAUAUUAACAUUUAGGGAAGACAGGGAAAGGUACAGAGGAAUUUCAGCUGUUCACUUCAGGAAUGGACAUAAAAUCUUUAAAGGGUGUUUAAUCAAACCUGUAGUUAUGCACUUAAUAAACAUCCUCAAAUGCAGGAGUUAA